AUGGCGAUAAUUUGCACAACACCAACGACAUCUCCUGCAGAGAAAGAACAAGAACCAAAACAAGAUCUUGAAAACGACCCAUAUCAUCCCUUAAUCUUCAACCCUUCUCUUCUUAACCUCCAGUCUCAAAUACCAAACCAAUUCAUUUGGCCAGACAAAGAGAAACCUUCCAUUGACAUUCCCGAGCUCAACAUCCCUUUCAUCGAUCUUUCAAGCCAAGACACAACUUUAGAGGUUUCUAGACUCAUCGCAGAAGGUUGCACCAAACACGGUUUCUUCCUCGUCGUGAAUCAUGGAGUCAGCGAGUCACUCAUAUCCGACGCUCACCGUUUCAUGGAAUGUUUCUUCGACAUGUCUCUUGUUGGAAAACAGAGAGCCCAGAGAAAACCUGGUGAAAGCUGGGGCUACGCCAGUAGCUUCACCGGAAGAUUCUCCACUAAGCUCCCAUGGAAGGAGACUCUCUCUUUCCCGUUUUCCAACGAAAUAAGUGGAUCAAGAACCGUUCAAGAUUACUUCUCCGGUACAUUAGGACACGAGUUUAAGCAGUUUGGGAAAGUGUAUCAAGACUACUGUGAAGCAAUGAGCUCCCUGUCACUCAAGAUCAUGGAGCUUCUUGGGCUUAGUUUAGGCAUAAACAACGAUUAUUUCAGGGAAUUUUUUGAAGAGAAUGAUUCGAUAAUGAGGCUAAAUCAUUACCCUCCAUGCCAAACACCUGAUCUCACAUUAGGUACAGGACCACAUUGUGAUCCAAGCUCUUUGACUAUUCUUCACCAAGACCAAGUCAAUGGACUUCAAGUCUUUGUUGACAAUCAAUGGCAAUCCAUUCUCCCCAAUCCCAAGGCUCUCGUCGUCAAUAUUGGUGACACUUUCAUGGCCCUAUCAAAUGGGAUAUUCAAAAGUUGUUUGCAUAGAGCGGUUGUGAAUAAAGAGAGCCCGAGGACAUCAAUGGCUUUUUUCUUGUGUCCGAAGAGAGACAAAGUUGUGAAGCCACCAAGUGAGAUUUUGGACAAGACGACACCAAGAAGAUACCCUGAUUUUACCUGGCCUAUGUUCCUAGAGUUUACUCAAAAGCAUUACCGAGCAGAUGUCAAUACUCUCGAGUCCUUUUCAAACUGGAUCAUUACCAACAAAUUUACCGUCUAA
Molecule: messenger RNA, 1143 nt
Organism: Eruca vesicaria subsp. sativa (arugula)
Lineage: Eukaryota; Viridiplantae; Streptophyta; Magnoliopsida; Brassicales; Brassicaceae
Source: the annotation of a GenBank genome assembly